This is a messenger RNA of Nannospalax galili (Upper Galilee mountains blind mole rat), 1028 nucleotides long. It is a transcript of the gene Zmynd19, whose product is annotated as zinc finger MYND-type containing 19. The transcript is spliced from 5 exons. NCBI's taxonomy places the organism in Eukaryota, Metazoa, Chordata, Mammalia, Rodentia, Spalacidae. The coding region runs from base 26 to 673 and encodes 215 amino acids. The record is from RefSeq and is a predicted model, not a curated record.
GUAUUCCAAAUGUAACCUUUGAAACAUGGUUAAUUUUCAGACCAAAUACACACUGAUAGAUGAGCAAGACAUACCGUUGGUGGAGAGCUACUCCUUUGAGGCUCGAAUGGAAGUGGAUGCGGAUGGAAAUGGUGCUAAGAUAUUCGCCUAUGCCUUUGACAAAAACCGAGGAAGAGGCUCUGGUAGGCUUCUUCAUGAGCUGCUGUGGGAACGACACAGGGGAGGUGUCGCUCCCGGGUUUCAGGUUGUACAUCUCAAUGCUGUGACUGUCGACAAUCGUCUGGACAACCUACAGCUAGUGCCGUGGGGCUGGCGGCCCAAAGCUGAAGAGACUUCCAGCAAACAAAGGGAGCAAAGCUUAUACUGGCUCGCAAUCCAGCAGCUUCCCACAGACCCUAUAGAAGAGCAGUUCCCUGUCCUUAAUGUGACCCGGUAUUAUAAUGCCAAUGGGGAUGUGGUGGAAGAGGAGGAGAAUUCCUGUACCUACUAUGAGUGUCAUUACCCUCCCUGCACAGUGAUUGAGAAGCAGCUUCGUGAGUUCAACAUCUGUGGGCGCUGCCAGGUGGCCCGGUACUGUGGCUCUCAGUGCCAGCAGAAGGACUGGCCUGCCCAUAAGAAGCACUGUCGGGAGAGGAAGCGUCCCUUCCAGCAUGAGCUUGAGCCAGAGCGAUGACGGGCUGAAGAGGUGCCACUGCCUCAGGUUCAAGGCUUCCAGCUCUUCAUGGGCACAGCGGAAGACAGACUGGCAGUUGAAUCUGGAGGUGCCAAAGAAGCCAGUAGCGGGUCCAGAACAGCUGCCUUGAGACCUCACAGUAUAUGCAGCCUGUGAGGAUCAGUGCCCCUCCAGUGUUCAUCUCCAGCAAAGACAACAGGGAGGCUCCCCAGGACCUUUCUCAUUAUUUAUAUGUUAAUAUGUUUGUAAACUCAUGUACAGUUUUUUUUGGGGGGAGGCAAAGGGAGGGUUAGAAACUUCAAAUAGAAUCAUUUGUUGUAUUCCUCAAAUGACAAACAGUCGCCACUCGGCUAGA